Messenger RNA from Tribolium castaneum (red flour beetle), 2536 nucleotides. RefSeq names its product dishevelled (gene dsh). NCBI's taxonomy places the organism in Eukaryota, Metazoa, Arthropoda, Insecta, Coleoptera, Tenebrionidae. Gene Ontology annotation, molecular function: frizzled binding. The coding region runs from base 235 to 2022 and encodes 595 amino acids. The transcript is spliced from 11 exons. Gene Ontology annotation, biological process: intracellular signal transduction; Wnt signaling pathway. The record is from RefSeq and is a predicted model, not a curated record.
AACCAAUUUUCGCAAAAUAUACGGGCCCUUUGCACCACGUAGCCAAAACUUGUAACUAGCGGUAGGGGGCUGUUCGCGGGGCCGCGUCUUUGCGGGUUUAAUGCCCCCUUAUCCGUUGUCUUGAUCUCUUUAAUCCCCUUGGGUGGGGAUGACUUUAAUGAUGUCGGCCAUGUUGUGUUGAAGUGUUUUUCUCCUGUCAAAUUGUGUAGUUUUUCGCGAAAAUCGAGUGAAAUAAUGGAUGAAACGAAAGUUAUUUAUCACAUAGACGACGAGGAGACCCCCUAUUUAGUAAAGAUACCGAUUUCGCCGGAAAAAGUGACCUUAUCUGACUUUAAAAAUGUGUUAAAUCGCCCCAAUUACAAAUUCUUUUUCAAGUCGAUGGACGAUGAUUUCGGAGUCGUUAAAGAGGAAAUCAUCGACGACAGCGCACAUUUGCCGUGUUUUAACGGACGUGUUGUUAGUUGGUUAGUUUCAGCCGAUGGCUCAAAUCAAUCGGAUGGGGGCUCACAGUGCACUGACAGUGUCACACACCAGUCGGAACGUGUGCCCCCCCAAGCCCCCGAAUCAAUCUGCACCGACACUGAAAGUAUCAUUAGUUCGAGACAGGGAAGGCGCCACCACAAAUACUCAUCACGAAUUAACGGACACCUUCCACGAGUUUACGAAACCGCUUCAAUUGUCAGUUCCGAUUUAGAGACCACAAGUUUUCAGUCUGAGACAACCGGAAGACACACGGCCCUCUCAGAAUGCUCCAGUGUGAGUCGGUUACAUGUCGCGGGGCGCAAAAGACCGCAAAGACGACGAAAACAACGAAUGCAAGCAAUGUCACGAACAUCCUCAUAUUCCAGCAUCACAGAUUCGACAAUGUCCUUGAAUAUUAUAACAGUGACCUUGAAUAUGGACACGGUUAAUUUUCUAGGAAUUUCAAUUGUGGGGCAAAGCAAUAAAGGGGGCGACGGUGGCAUUUACGUCGGAUCCAUUAUGAAAGGGGGGGCUGUCGCCCUUGAUGGUAGAAUAGAACCAGGCGACAUGAUUUUGCAAGUCAAUGACGUUAAUUUUGAAAAUAUGUCAAAUGAUGAGGCGGUUAGGGUUUUGCGAGAAGUGGUCCAAAAACCAGGACCGAUCAAGCUGGUUGUGGCGAAGUGCUGGGAUCCCAACCCCAAAGGCUACUUCACUAUACCUAGAACUGAACCAGUGAGGCCUAUCGACCCAGGGGCGUGGGUGGCGCACACGGCGGCUGUGCGCGGCGACCCGGUGGCGCGGCCCCCGAGUAGUUCGACCGUUUCGAGUACUUCUAUCACGAGUACAAUUCCGGCAAACGAACGUUUCCCCGAUUUGGAAGAGCCCCUGACGGUGAAUACGCCCAUGGCGACGGUGGUUCAAGCCAUGCAACGGCCCGAUAGCGGUUUAGAAAUCCGCGAUCGUAUGUGGUUGAAAAUAACAAUACCGAAUGCGUUUAUCGGUACAGAUAUGAUCGAUUGGUUGUUGACGCAUGUUGACGGCUUUCAGGAGCGUCGCGACGCUCGUAAAUACGCGUCACAUUUACUCAAAGCCGGAUUUAUAAGACAUACAGUGAAUAAAAUAACGUUUUCGGAACAAUGUUAUUAUAUUUUCGGAGAUUUGUGUUCGGCGAUGAAUAAUUUGAAAAUACAAGGGGAUACGGAUUCGGUUGGACCUUUGCCAAAUGUACCGAAUUAUAUGCCGUAUAGUGGGACGUAUAAUCCGUUGGAAUACAUGCCAAUGCCGUUUUAUACGGCUAGCGAAAAUACGGUCUAUGGGUAUAAUCGGGAGGAGUCUGUACUCAGCGGAAGCGGUGGCUCAUCGAACGGUUCGGACCAUUUGAAGGACGCAGCGGCAGGUCAUAGCAGCGCCUCUGACAGCGAUUUGACUUCGUUAGGUCCCCGUUCGGCUUUACCGAUGGCCACCGGAAACGGAAACGGUUCAUCAAACGGCUCGGAUCAGAGCAGCGGGACGCAGGUCGCAGCCCAAUCCAAAGACAUUGCCGUUUUAAGUUACCUCUAAGUGCAAUAUUAAUAGCCACACACAUUUUGCAAUCAAUAAUUUUACAAAGAUCAAACGGGGGUCGUCAGUUAUCAAUUUACCCAAACCUAGAACCCUUCCACGUGUAUACUGAACGUAAUUUUAUAUCAGCUAAAUGUAUUAUUCAUUGUACAGUUUAUUUCAACAGUAGGUUAGCACUGAUUCGGACAAAAAUCGUAUUUAUUUCGUUGUAACACUGCCAUAUUUAGGUGCUUCUUCAAUUUUUGAUAUAUUACUAUUUAAAAAACUUAUUUAUGAUUGUUACAUUUAGGUAUUUUUUAUUUUGUGAUAUAUUAUUUUUAUUUCUAAUAAAGAUUUUAUUAUACUAAAACGAUGCUAUUACAGGGUAAUUGUUUUGGCAUUUAGUACGACUCUAGGCUAAGUUACUCGUUACAUUUGUGUUACUUUGUGGAGCAUACAGGGACAUUGUAACCGGAAAAAUCUUUUGUGUGACUGAAAUGUUAUAAUGUAACCGAAUAAAUUUAUGUGACAUUGA